Molecule: messenger RNA, 2128 nt
Organism: Bombus huntii
Lineage: Eukaryota; Metazoa; Arthropoda; Insecta; Hymenoptera; Apidae
Exons: 3
Coding region: 397-1269 (290 amino acids)
Source: RefSeq, a predicted model, not a curated record
CGGACAGGAUGGCACCCAGAUGUCUGCAUAUCCUUGGCGCGCACCCUCAAUAGUCUUAAGUGCCCACCAGGGGCCUUGGCAUUUUCAUAGUUAAGGUCCUUCAGACCAAGCGAGUAUUUCCUGUCUUAGAUUUCCCUUUACGUUUAUUGUCUACCACGUGUUAGCUUAGAAAUUUGGUUUUCUCCACAUCUGGUAUGUUCCGUUGGCAACUUUCUCGCGAGGACGGCUAAAACCCUUCCUGGUCCACUAACCGUCUUAUUAUCCAAUCGGAGACGGUGUCUACUGCCCUCACUUCCUUAACCAAAAUUGUCAUCAACAAAUCCGAUAGUCCCGUGUCCUUAGACACACCCACCCCUUGCUUUCCUCAGACACAAUGACAAGAAUCCAUCUCCAUCUAUGUUAGAUAGUAGUAAACGGAGCAGUCGUUAUAAUGUUGCUGCAAAGCCUGCUACUUCGCCAAAAUUUGAAGAAAUUGUUUAUAAUCAAGCCAGACAAUCAAACACAAAUAAAAUUUUGCGAAGCGCUUUAAAGACGAAAUUAAUCGAAGACAAGUGUGAAAUAAUUAAUAAACAAAAGGCAUCGGAAAAUGUAGAAAAUAAAUUUGCCAAAGAAGAAAAAAGAGGUGUUAAACAAAAAUCAAUUUCAGAUAGUGAAAACGAAACAACUGAUACUCGUCAACGAAGGGAAGUUCUUUUAACGAACACAGCUAGUGAUAGCGAUAGGUAUAAAUCUGUAGAAAAUGAUAAUGCAGUAACGGGUGUAAUAGCAACUGAUGAAGCGAAACAUAGAGGCAGACCUAGGAGAUCGGAUAAAGUCGAAGUUAAAAAAGAUGAAGAUACAAGGAAGAUCCUACAAAAUGAGAAGGGUGGAUUAGAAGAACAAAGAAAACUCGAAGAAGAUACAAAAGAAGAAACUACAGAGACAGAAGUCAAUUCAAAAGGUAGAAGCCGCACUCAAAAUGAUAUGGAAGAUGUAGUAGAAGAUUCACAAGAAUUAUCUAAUAAAAGUAAGUUAUCAGAAAUAAGGAUUGCACUUAACAAAAUUGAAUAUACAAAAACUAUUUUACGGAAUAAAAAGAAUUCAUUAGAAAGAGAAAGAGGAGUAAGGGAAAAGAAGAAAAUGUACAGACAGAAAUUAUUUCAAAAAAUAUAUCAGAUGAUAAAUGUGAUUUGCUUUAGAAAAAAAAAAAAAAUAUUAUCCACAAACUACAUUAGGAAUUUAUCUAUUUUAGUGAGGAGAAAGAGAAAGGAUAGAGGAGUUGAUCAAUAGACUGUGGCUUUUGAAGCGUUUAUGAAAAACUUACAAUUUUAAUAAAAUAUUCAAUGUAAAGUCUUUGUUAUAAUAUUCAAAUAAAUAGAUGAAAAAAAAACUGAAUUUGCAUAAUUACUCAUGGCUUAUUGAUCAAUCAUGCGACUCGUUCAGAGGUAACUCGAGUUGUAAAGGCGACAAUUUAUUAAAAAUGGUAUAUCUGACGUACGAUGCAUUUGCUCAUGUUAAACUAUUUAAAUAAGUAUAAAAAUCACGCGAAAAAAAAUCUACUGAAAAUAAUGUUGAACUAGUUAAUAAUAAUAAAUCAUAUAGUGAAACACAAACCUUAAAUCAAGAUUUUAAGUUCAACAAAAAAAAAAAAAGAAAAAAAGAAGAAAGAAGUUGAUAAAAUGACAGCAACAUGUAGCAGCAGGCGAGAGAAAAUAAACCAAAUUUCUAAAAGAAGAAACGAUGCUCAAGAACUCGAAAUUUCUCGAGUGGAUAUGCUAAACAACGAAUUUAAUGAACAGUUGAAAGAACGUGAAACAGCAAUAGAAGACUUACAUCAAAUGUUAAAGCAUCAAUAGGAAAUUCAUAAAGUUACCUUAAAUGAAGCAAGUUUGAAAAUAGGAGAACUCUCUGAUAAAAUUAAAUGUUUUAAAGGAAAAGAUAGCCAGAUACCGAAACGUAAUAAAUUACUCGAAGAAGAACAGAAUAAAUGGAGAAGUUUAGAAAAAAUGAUUACAGAAAGACUUGAAGAAGAAAAAUCCCGUUAGGAAACAGCUGAAGACGAAGUGAGAAAGCUUUCCAAAUAUAACGAGCAACUUCUAAAAGAUUAUCAAGAAAUCCAUAAAAAAAAAAAGAGAGAGAGAAAGGAAAU